This is a messenger RNA of Phaeodactylum tricornutum CCAP 1055/1, 1464 nucleotides long. RefSeq lists its product with no specific name. Gene Ontology annotation, molecular function: chloride channel activity. The transcript has 2 exons. The coding region runs from base 1 to 1464 and encodes 487 amino acids. Lineage: Eukaryota; Bacillariophyta; Bacillariophyceae; Surirellales; Neidiaceae. The record is from RefSeq and is a predicted model, not a curated record.
AUGACGACGUACAGACGUAAAUACCGCGGCAAGCAGCGUAUCUUUCAUUCCCGGGGGCAAUUUACCGUCCGGGAGUGUCAGUCUGAUGGUGGUCGGUUCACGAACUAUACUUCACGGCAGCCCUCAUACUUUUUGGCACAUGGUGUCAAGUCGAGCACAUUGGAUGCGGUCCCCUCCCCACACCCUAUUCGUCUCAUAGGAACGGAUAGGCCAACGAUCGGUAUGACACGCCCAGACCAUGGAUACAGUCGUACGGUGCAAUACAAUAGCGCCAAUCACUGGGAAAUACUCUUUCAAAUUCAUGGAUCGAUUUGGAAACGAGUGCUACCACAUUGCAUCGUGAACGUCGGCCUAACAAUUCUAGUACGCUAUCUGCUCGAGUACCGUCACAUUGACCUUACUGUUUCGGAGUAUGGCCACGAAUUCAUGGGUUUGAUUGUGGGUUUUCUAGUCGUCUCGCGCUGUUCCAAGACCUUUGACGUUUACUUUGAGUUUCGUGAAUAUCUCGAUGCACUCUUCGCGAGUACUCGAGAAACAGUCCAGAUGGCCUGUAUAUUGACGGGAGAUGGCUAUGACAACAACAAGAACAAUAAUAACGACAGUGGUGACAACGCUUCCAGCGAAGCCGUGUGGCGGCACGAAGUAGCCUACUAUUCAAUUGUGUUGUUGCGAGUCACUUCUGCCAUGCUGACACGCGCCAAUUCAGACGGCAUGAAUGCUUGGGAGGUGCCCGAGCUCAACAGCGAAGAGCGUUCCUUUUUGCUUCAGAACUUAGAAAAUCCGCUAUUGUAUGGAUCAGCCACCUCAUCUGCUUCCAGUCAAUCAAUGUCGUCCACAAUACACGCAGAACGCCAGUGGACACACGGCUACCACACAGAUUCAGACCAAAACCUGCGGGUACCGAUUCGCAUGGCCUACAAACUUCGUAGUGUUAUCAUGUCCCACAAGAACUUGGUGUUCGAGAGCACGCUUGACUCCUACCGAGAAAAACAAAUCUUGGACUGUGUCACCAACUUUAUGACGGGUUACUAUGGCCUUCGAAAAUACCUGACUACACCCUUUCCAUUCCCUUUGAUUCAAAUGGAGCACACAUUCUUGUUCUUUUACGUAUACACCAUGUCGUUCGCAUUGGUGAAAGUUUUCGAUACAAUGCUCCAAAACGUUUUGAUCGUCUUCAUCGCCACGUACGGAUUCAUGGGGUUAGACUUGGUCAGCUGUGAGCUUGACGAUCCGUUUGGAGAGGAACCGAGUGAUUUGCCGGUAAUUGGGGAAAUGCGUUCCGUUAUAGAGGAUGUUUAUAUGACGGUACUGGACAGGGACGGCUUGAGUGCCGUACAGAAACUUCAGGCCAGAGUCGAUCGGCGUGAAGGCCAGGUACCACCCGAGUCGUUUCGUAAGCAGUAUCGGCACAAGCAAGAAUUUCUGGAAAGCACGCGUCUAUUGACUGUGAAUGCGAGAGCGUGA